Molecule: messenger RNA, 4933 nt
Organism: Paramisgurnus dabryanus
Lineage: Eukaryota; Metazoa; Chordata; Actinopteri; Cypriniformes; Cobitidae
Source: RefSeq, a predicted model, not a curated record
GAAAGAAAGAAAGAGCUCGCGUUUUUCUACAGAGUAGAAGAGUUUAUUUUAGUGUUUAUGAUGAGAGAUGAGAUGUGCUGUAAAUCAGUAGGAACUGAUCUGUCCAUGCUGGAUAUUGAUGAUUUCAUCACAGAAAUCUCUCAGCUGAAGAAAGAGGUGGCGUUACUGGAGACAAAGCUGAGGUUAAGAGGAGAUGAAGGACUGAAGAGAGAGGACUCCGAGCUCAGUCUGACUUUACUCUGUUAUACUGAGUCAAAGCCCACAGACGCUCAGGACACUACAGUGUGUGACAGUAAUCAGGGCUUACAGGAUGAGGAAUCUACUGAUCAAACCUCCACAGAGUCUCUGGAUUCUGUCUGGAACGCUGGAGAACAGCAGCAGAUCCUGCAGACCAAACUCAACAUGUGUUCAGUCAAACUGGAGGACAGUGCAAACCAAACUGAGAUUAAAACAGAGCACACAGAAAUUAAAACUGAACCCACAGAAGAUGAAUAUGAAGACAAACAUAAUGAUGUUCAUGAUUUUAUUCUGUCAGAUGUGAGGAGUGAAUUAUGUUCGGGUGGAGAAAUAACGUCCUCCACAUUAAAAGAACAGAAACUCUUCACCUGCACGAGAUCUGAGAUCAGCUUUACUACCUUCCAAGUGAAGGAACUUCAUUCAGAAGAGCACAGAGAGAAAAAGCCGUUUCACUGUGAGCCAUGUGGGAAGGAUCUUUCUCCAGUAACGUCUCAUAUUAAUGCUCACAUGAGGACACACAGUGAUAAAAAGUCUUACUACUGCACUGAAUGUGGCUAUUACUUUAGCAGCAAACAAAGUCUUGAUGCUCACAAGAGAAUUCACACAGGAGAAAAACCAUACAAGUGUCCUCACUGUGAGAUGAGAUUCAGACACAAAUCUUGUAUGAAGAGACAUGCGCUUAUACACACCAAUGAGAGACCGUAUCAGUGCAGUGAAUGUGACAAAACCUUUAGGGAUUCAAGUAAAUUAAAAUCACACCAAAAUAUUCACUCUGAAGAGAAACGCUAUCAAUGUUCACACUGUGAUAAAUGUUUCUGUAAGAAAGCUCAGCUGAAACGCCAUCAGAGAGUUCAUACUGGAGAGAAACCUUACGUCUGUAGUAUUUGUGGGAGGAGUUUUAAUAAACAUGACAAUUUAGUGAUACACCAGAGAACUCAUACAGGUGAAAAACCUUACAAAUGCUCUCAGUGUGAGAAGACAUUUGCUCAGUCAGGUUCCUUAAAAGCCCAUCUGAGAGUUCACACUGGAGAGAAACCUUACCACUGCUCAAUCUGUGGAGAGAGAUUCUCACAUCAUAGUGUCUUCAGACUUCAUCUGAGAGAUCACAUUGGAGAGAAACCUCAUUACUGUGAUGUUUGUGGGAAGAGGUUCAGUCGACAUGACAGCUUAGUGACACACCAGAGAACUCAUACAGGUGAAAAACCUUACAAAUGCUCUCAGUGUGGGAAGACGUUUAAUCAGUCAUGUAACUUAAAAGCCCAUCAGAGAGUUCACACUGGAGAGAAACCUCAUCAAUGCAGUGUUUGUGGGAAAAGUUUCAGUCGACAUGACAGUUUAGUGUCACAUCAGAGAACUCAUACAGGUGAAAAACCUUACAAAUGCUCUCAGUGUGAGAAGACGUUUGCUCAGUCAGGUUCCUUAAAAGCCCAUCAGAGAGUUCACUCUGGAGUGAAACCUCAUCACUGUAAUGUUUGUGAGAAAAGUUUCAGUCGACGUGAACAUUUAUUGAAACACCAAAGAACUCAUACAGGUUAAAACGUAUGAACGCUCUCAGUGUGAGAAGACGUUUGCAAUGUCAAGUCACUUUAAAAGCCCAUCAGAGAGUUCAUACUGGAGAGAAACCUUAAGUCUGCUCAGUCUUAUAAUAUCUCAUAAUAUGACCCCUUCUGCGUCAUAUAUUCAACCAGCACUGGGGAUUUUGCUGUACACGGCAUGCCGUGGAUUAUCUCUUAUUUUACUUGUUAAACUUUUACAUCUGUGGUCCAUUUAUGCAUUCAGUGAAAUUUGGAAAUAUUUUAAUUUAAACAAAAGUAUGAAAAUUUCUAGAUAAUUCCUGGACAGGGAUUAGACUAGUCCUAGACUAAAAUAAAUGUAAGAGCUUUCCAAGAUGAAAAAAUAUUAGCACUGACAUAUUUUAAAAUACAUAAGUGCCCUUUGUUUUGCCUCAAAAUGCAUGCCAGUAAUGUUUUUAGUAAGGCCCGUUGUUAAAAAUAGUUAAAUUUCCUAAUUUAACUAAGGCCAAGUCCUGAUUUAAGAUAAUCCCUGUCCGGGAAAACACCCCAUAAACAGACAAAACCCCAUACAAAUUGUAUUACGGUGCAGGUUAAAAACACCUUCUGCCUUAUUAUUUAUUUAAGUUAGGCAAGGAUAUUCGGGCCUGCCUAUUUUUGUCUGUAAUAAGUACAAUAAUCACUCUACUCCAUCUAUCUGGCGAUCUAGUGAUAAAUGAUAUUAACACAAGUUUUCAGAUUCCUCCAUAGGUCGUUUGUUACAGCUAAGGUUCUAAUAGAAGCAAGCAGACUUUGUCUUUUAUAAGUUUAAUUAAUACAAUUUAGUGAUUGUACUUUUAUUUUUAAAAACUGAUAUUUGUACUCUUAAAACCCCAAUUUAAAGGAGACAAGCUGCACACUGUCCAGUGGCGGAGCCAGAGGGCUAUUUGGGGUGGCAAUUGUCACCCCAGACGAAGUCCUUGCCACCCCUGUUGCCACCCCGCUGAAAACAUUACUUUGUUUGAUUUUUACGAACAUUUCUCAAAUCUCCCAGCGGACGUGAAUGCAUCCUACGCAGCACGCACAAGCGUGGUGUUGCUGCUAUCUUUUCAUUACGCUUGUUCGACUUCAUGCGGCGCUGCAAGAACCGACUGCCGGAUGAUGUCAAAGUUCCGCGAGAGCGAUUUAAAAGCAAACUCCUCCGUAUGAUUUCGUGAAUCACUCUCGCGGUACUUUGACGUAAUGCAGCUGUCUAUUCUCGCGGCGCCGCAUGACGUCGAACAAGCCUAUUGGUUAAGCUGACACGCAGCUCCUUCGUACUCUAAUAUAUAAAGCGCCAACAUGCACAUGAUCAAUGAAGAGCGUUUUGCUGGUAUGUACGGCUUUUAUUGGUAUUAAAUUAAACGAAGUUCUGUUUUAACGGGAAGUAAGGAAGACAUUGCACUGUAGUGCUUAGCAUUAAUACUUCAAUGAGCAUUACUAGUCUUGUGAAACUGACUAAUACUGUCACGCCUGCGUGAAGAUGCUUAAAACAAUAAAAAACUUGUCGUUAGCAAAUGUUCAGCAACAAUCGGGUAGGCUUAUUCAUAUUGUCACGUGUAAUGCAGCAUAUUGAACUUAAUAAAACGACCGUGGAUAUAGAACAGGGUUGUAAACAGCGCGCUUUUCGCUGCCUCACACUUUUUAAACGUCAGUUUGGGUGACUUGGGUCUGAGAGGGUUGGAUUAUAAUUUCACAAAGUCAUCUGAAGCCAUUCCAUAGCUUAAUGUGAGGGACAGAAGUCUAUUUACAUAAGUAAAUUAAAGUUAACGGAAACUACCCUGCUGAAAAAACCAGCAUCAAACCAGCAUGGACCAGCAUGGGAAUUAUGCUGGUCUAUGCUGGUUAAGCUGGUGGUCACCAGCAUACCAGCACCAAAACACAACAUAUGCUGGUAUGACCAGCAUGGGAUGCUGGUGCUAAUGCUGGUUUAGCUGGUGCUAAUGCUGGUGCUGAUGCUGGUUUGAUGCUGGUUUAGCUGGUGUUCACUGGCAAACCAGCACCAAAACACAACAUAUGCUGGUCUUGCUGGUAUGCUGGUUUUUUCAGCAGGGUAGUUCCCUCCUCCCUUAACAUAACAUGUCUAGAUGUCUGUAAGCAAUUUUCCUUGUGUUGUCAAAUAGGCUAGACCUCAAUAUACUCAGAUUUUGUCGUAGUGUAUUAUUUUAAUAUUUGUAUAAUUAGUAACGGUGUACUUAUGGUAAAUAAUAACAAGCAAAUUGUUCAAAAUUUUGGUUUCUUCAUGAGGUGUGUAACUAUAGGGACGAUAUUACCAACUUCUUUAUAAAGAAGCAAAAUUCAGGUGCAGAUCAGGUCCAAACAGAUCCCAGUUGUUCUAUUUUUGCUGUAUACGUAAUACAUAUAUAAUUGUGUACAUUUUGGAAAAUAAACAACUUUAAUUUAAUCUAUAUACAGUGUACUUGAACACUUUGUAUAUUGACCCCCCAAAAUAAUACCUCGCCACCCCUUUGCCACCCCUGUUUUAAAAGUCUAGCUCCGCCACUGACACUGUCAGGCACCAGAGGUCGCGUUCACUUUCUGUCAGACUCGUCAAAACAUCAUCCUUAUGGACAAGUUGGCAAGUCCAAAUUCAAGUGUUCAAACACUAAAUUAAUAAAUGUAUUAUUUCAGUUAUUUUACACCGCUGUCGGUGUAUGAAUGUGUGAGUGAAUGGGUGAAUGUGAGGCUAAUUGUAAAGCGCUUUGGAUGGCCAUAGGUCUGUUAAAAGCGCUAUAUAAAUGCAAUCCAUUUACCAUCAGUCCAUUUAAAAAACAAGCUAAGAGUCAAGAUUGAACUCCUACUAAAACUAACACUGAUCACCACAAUAGUGAUUUACAAUUUUCAAGAGAUGGUCAUAAAGAGGAUAAAGUUAAAGAUUGCAGCUUUUAAUUCUGCUUCAGUGUUACAUUUAGAUAAUAUACACCCAGUAGUGUUCAUUUAACACUUGGGAUUUUGCUGUGUAGCUCUGUGGAGGGAUUUUGUAGACAAAUGUGGGUUACUACAUUUGAAGAGGUUUGUAGGCUCUAUAAUCCAAGGAACUGCCUGUCCCUUGGAUUAUUCUGUACCUGUUUUUGUCUGCCUGGUUUGCCUAUGUUUGCCUAUUGCUCUCCUGUGUAUGACCUUUCGCCUGUUUCAUUGGAUUUAUGUUUGUGGAUUACCCUUCUAAU